GAUAAGGAGAAGAAGAAGAAGGAGAGUAUUCUGGACCUCUCCAAGUACAUCGACAAAACCAUCCGGGUGAAGUUCCAGGGGGGCAGAGAAGCAAGUGGCGUCUUGAAAGGAUUUGACCCUCUUCUGAACCUUGUGCUUGAUGGUACCAUUGAAUAUAUGCGAGAUCCAGAUGAUCAAUACAAAUUAACAGAAGACACACGUCAGCUGGGACUUGUGGUCUGCAGAGGGACUUCUGUGGUUCUUAUUUGUCCACAGGAUGGAAUGGAAGCUAUUCCAAACCCUUUCAUUCAGCAGCAAGAUGGCUAAUGCUUUCUUUGUAUUGUCUCUGAAGACUUCAAGGGUACAAAUCAUCAGAGAAAACUACCUGUGUGUGAGAAGCUUCCUGUUUUGGGAGAGGAGUUUGAAUGUAGUGUGAAAGAACAGUCAACUUUUAUUUUUGUCGCUUUCCAUAAAUGAUGAGAGGAUGGUGCAUGGUGUAUAAGGAGUAAGUUCUGAUUCCUGCCACCCCCAAUAAAUGUGUAACUAUGUUGUUUAGAGCUGACAGGAGAGAAUAAUACUGUCAUGGAAUUGUCUGAGACCCUCUUGAUCUUCUAAGUUUUGAAAAAAACACAUGAAAUUGGUAAAGAAUGCCCUGAAUAUUGGUUCUGUUAUUUACACUUUUAAAUACAUUAAAAAUGUAUUUAAUCUAAAUCUAUCUAAAGCCAUUGGAACAUGUUUUUCUUCCUCUUAGAUGUCAGUACUCAGCUGGGAAGCAUUGUGUUGUAGUCUUCCUGCUG
This is a messenger RNA of Pterocles gutturalis (yellow-throated sandgrouse), 776 nucleotides long. RefSeq names its product LSM7 homolog, U6 small nuclear RNA associated (S. cerevisiae) (gene LSM7). The annotation marks the transcript as partial. NCBI's taxonomy places the organism in Eukaryota, Metazoa, Chordata, Aves, Pterocliformes, Pteroclidae. Gene Ontology annotation, biological process: mRNA splicing, via spliceosome; nuclear-transcribed mRNA catabolic process. Gene Ontology annotation, molecular function: RNA binding. Gene Ontology annotation, cellular component: spliceosomal tri-snRNP complex; catalytic step 2 spliceosome; Lsm1-7-Pat1 complex. The record is from RefSeq and is a predicted model, not a curated record. The transcript has 3 exons.